Messenger RNA from Cladocopium goreaui, 2336 nucleotides. The record is from the annotation of a GenBank genome assembly. NCBI's taxonomy places the organism in Eukaryota, Dinophyceae, Suessiales, Symbiodiniaceae.
AAGUCCUUCAGAAAUGCGCCGAUGGGGCCGAAACCUGGCCAAAGUGGAGGCCACCAUUGAUCUGACAGGAUCUAUUGAAGUGAGCUCGCAACUUCCAGCCGUUGAAGGCCAAAAGCAGGUCGAAGCUGAGCCAACACAAGGACGCGGAAGUGAAAGCAGCCGAGUCACGGAUCCAAAGUGCGUGUGCACUGUGCCGAUAAAUCCUUCCGUUUCUUUGGGUUUCCAUUCCAAGCUCCGCGCGAAACAGUGCAAGGCCUACCUGGCGCCGGAUGUCCGUGUGCAGCGGAAAGUGCAGGGAGGAGCUUCCGUGAUGGUCUGGUUGAGACCCUUCGAUUUGCGCUUGCACGACCAGCCGGCCUUGUUCCAUGCAGCCCAGACUCGAAAAGCGGUGCACUUGGUAUUUGCUUGGUCCGAUGAGGAGGAUGAAGCUGAGGGGGGAUGGCAGAUAGCAGGCACUGCGGCGGCCUUCUUUUUGCACCAUGCCAUUGCAUCCUUGGAUGCCUCUAUUCAGCAGAGGUUUGGAAACUCCAUCGUGGUCCGCAAGGGUUCCAGUGCAGCCCAAGCAGUGCUGCAGGCUGCUUUAGAUGCUGGGGUGGAGGAGGUCUUUAGUAGUCAUAGCUGUGAACCCUCAGGGAUGGCUGGGCAUUCAGUGGAUCAAUCAGUUCAAGGCGCACUGCAAGAUGUUGGAAUCAAAUUGAGGCUCUUCAAUUCUUUCCUGUUGUACGACAUCAAGCAGAUUCGCAUUGAUCUUGGCACUUACCGCGGACAUUUUGGAACCUUAACACCUUUUCAUCAUGCCUGCAUGGCUCAGCGCGUCGAGAAACCUUUGCCUGAACCACCUGUGCUACCAGCACCUGAGUCGCUGAGAGAUGACGGAUUGACUUCCCUUGGAUUCACAUCUAUGCCAGUCAGGGCUAAUGGGACUGUCUUGAACUGGGGAGCAUCCAUUUUGGAGCAUUGGAACAUCUCUGAAACAGCGGCUCUGGAGAUCUUAAGGAGGUUUCUGUCACCUGGUGGUGGCCUACAGCGCUAUGAGCAAGGGCGACAACUUGCAGAUGCCUCCGCGGUGACACGGAUCUCACCCUACCUGCGUUUUGGCAUGCUCAGCUCCCGUUUCAUGUUCUAUGAGAUGAAAGCAGCUGGAGCCAAAGAGCAGUCCAUCGUCUAUUGGAGACGCUUGGUUUGGCGCGAUUUGGCCUAUUGGCAGCGCAGCAUGUUUCCACAGAUGAGGGACAAGCCCAUCCGGGCCCACUAUGAAGGCCAGUCCUGGAAUGCUGACCCCGUGGCUCUACGACGCUGGCAGACUGGACAAACCGGCUUUCCUUUGGUGGAUGCUGGGAUGCGAGAGCUUUGGACUACUGGAUGGAUGGCACAAAAUGUGAGGAUGGCAGCUGCAAUUCUUCUUUGCGAACAUCUGAACAUUCAUUGGAUUGAGGGUGAGAAGUGGUUUCAUCACACCUUGGUGGAUGCGGAUCAAGCCAUCAAUUCGAUGAUGUGGCAAAAUGCUGGAAAGAGCGGCCUGGACCAAUGGAAUUUCACCAUGAACGCUGCUUCUGCAGGGAAAACUCAGGAUCCCAAAGGGCAUUACAUCCGGCGCUGGUGCCCGGAGCUUUCAAAGCUUCCGGCGCAAUAUGCCCACGCACCCUGGGAAGCGCCCGAACAGGUCUUGAAGGAAGCUGGCGUCUCGUUGGGGCCAAAGGGCACCUACCCGCAUCGCAUCCUGGUGGACUUGUCCACCGCUGCAUGGAAGAGCGCCGAAGCCAUCCGUGAGCAGCGCAAGCGUAGCAGGGACUGGAUCAACGACCAGGGUUACGACUUGAUUGUCAUCCCACGUGGGGCAUCUGUAGCCCAUGAUGGGCAGAAGUUCCGGGUCUUUACCAAACCUGAGUAUCGGAACUCAGGCUCGAGGGGUCACACUGAUGAUGGCAAGGGCAAAGGCAAAAGCCGGAGCAAAGGUCGGGGCAAAGGGCGUCAAAAUUGGGACCGAGAAAGAAUUGACCAGGACUAUGGUCAUGACUGUGCAUCGUCUGGCCAGAAGGUACUGGAUGAGUACAUGAGAGCCUGGGGGGCAUGAUCCUUGGCCCUUGGCACAAGCGCUGUAGGUCACCUUAGGCGCUGUUUGUGAGGAACUCCUCACAGUCUGCGAAUCACAAUUUUCUGACCAGUUUUCAAUGAGCUAGCUUUGUUGCAAGGAAAGCUGUGCUUGUUUCAUUUGUACAGAAACUCGGUGAGAGUAGAACUGUAAUCCUUUCUGCUCUGCGCCUGUUCCCCGCGUACCUGUGUGGUCUCGCCGAAAGGAACAACUCAGUAGCACCGAAAGCAAUGCAUUCUGUUGC